Dracunculus medinensis (Guinea worm) is the source of this 525-nucleotide messenger RNA. NCBI's taxonomy places the organism in Eukaryota, Metazoa, Nematoda, Chromadorea, Rhabditida, Dracunculidae. The record is from the annotation of a GenBank genome assembly.
AUGAAGCAAUGGCAGGUAUCGAAGCAAUUACGGGACAUCGCGGUCAUUACAGGUGGUCAUCUGCUAUAUAUAGAUAAUCUCAAUCCUCGAAAAACAUCUUUAAAGCUAAUUUUUAUCUUCUUCUUUGCCUCUUUUCGGAGCAUGUUCGUUAAAUGGAAAGAACUUUAUUUGCAACCGUUUUUAAUGUUUGACCAAAAAACGAAAGCAGAAAUGCUUGUUGAUUACAAUGAACAUAUACAAGUGAAAGAAGCAAUAGAGCAUCUAAAACAACAUGGUAGUUUUCUUGGCUUGCCAAGUCUUGGCAGUAGAACAGGUUUGGCCCAAUCAGAAACCUUGGCUUCUAAUGCUGGAAAUCUGUACCUUUUCUUGCUAUUGCCUGAUAAUAUGUAUAAAAGAACUGGUCGACCUAAAGAUAUACAUUUAUCACUUCCUCGUAAGGAAUCAAUAAGUACUUUUAUUAGAAAUCGGCUGAAUUCUUGUGCAUCAUUUUAUUUUGGUGUUAAUAUCUGUAAGUCCAAAUGUUGA